AUGGACUAUGUGGAGCACGAAACAAAUAUGUACGACGCUCUUAAUACCCCGGGAUGUCCGAAAGAGGAAUGUGGAAUUCUAAACCCGAAUAUCAACGAUGAUACGCUUAUGCUUUUGUAUGAUCAGCUAGCGGGUGUCCUACUUCAGCUUUCUAAGAAUUCUUUUCCCCGUAUCGGAUCUCUUACCCAGAUCGAUGACUUCACCUGGGAAGUAUCGCGCCGACCCUUGUCAAUGAAUAUGAAUGAACUGGUACGACUGGGAGGCCUACCACGGUCUAAAAUUCCCGACACCACAUUUAGUACAACAUCUUCUUAUCUUGAAGCCCUGGUGGACCUGAAAAUUGAGCACCUAGCGCACCAGAGGAACGAUGAUGUGGAGUCAGGAGAUGACUGUCGACGAAAGUUUGGCGCGGCAGCUUUUCCGUAA
This is a messenger RNA of Penicillium egyptiacum, 426 nucleotides long. Lineage: Eukaryota; Fungi; Ascomycota; Eurotiomycetes; Eurotiales; Aspergillaceae. The record is from the annotation of a GenBank genome assembly.